AUGUUUCGAGAGCUAUCGACCUCGGGUAUUUGUGGACACCUGCGAGGUUUCGCGACCUUACUCACGACCUUACCCUUCAUCCUCGCUACUUUUGAUAUCAGUGACCAUGAUGUUGAUUUCGCGCCAGGGGUCAACUCGAGGUCCCCGGGGUUUAGACGUCCUCGCGAAGAGCAUUCGGAGUCGCUUAAGCACUUUCAAAGCUUCACCUUAUCCUCGAGGAUUCCGACCGACUUCGGGAAAUGCUGA
This is a messenger RNA of Anisakis simplex (herring worm), 246 nucleotides long. The record is from the annotation of a GenBank genome assembly. NCBI's taxonomy places the organism in Eukaryota, Metazoa, Nematoda, Chromadorea, Rhabditida, Anisakidae.